This is a messenger RNA of Schizophyllum commune H4-8, 1456 nucleotides long. Its product is annotated as N2227-domain-containing protein. Gene Ontology annotation, molecular function: S-adenosylmethionine-dependent methyltransferase activity. The transcript has 12 exons. The coding region runs from base 56 to 1306 and encodes 416 amino acids. The record is from RefSeq and is a predicted model, not a curated record. Lineage: Eukaryota; Fungi; Basidiomycota; Agaricomycetes; Agaricales; Schizophyllaceae.
CUUGCGGUCAUCUUGGGACCAAGAAAUCGUGAAAACGACAACGUAGUCGAGCGCAAUGACCUACACGAACACUGAGAUAGACGAGGAACAAGUACACUUCGCGAAUGUGAUCACGACCUUCCAGAAUUACGGACCAUAUGCCCUUGCAGCCAACAAUCGACGUCGCAAGGACUUAUUCACGCUUCCUAAAGCUGACCAAGACCUCCUGUCAAGCCUGGGAUAUAAGGAGAAGCUCGAAAAGGCUGAUGCUGCAAUCCUCGAGAACGCGGAAUUUCUGAAGCAGAUCGUCGCUAAUCCCGAGAUUUUUGGCAUCGGUCUCGAUUCUGAGUUUGACGAGUCCGAAGAACACGGUGAACAGGAGCCGAGUGGCAGCUCCCUAGAAGACCGCCACUCGCACGAUCACUCUCAUACACACUCCCAUGACCACGGCUCGCACUCGCACUCGCACUCCGCACCCGCUAGCGCGCCGGGGCGCAAGCGAAGGCGCUACAAGCCGACAGAGUUCGACAUGGACAAGCUACGCAGCACGCUUAAGCAGCUCGUCAGGGACUGGAGCGAAGAGGGCGCGGAGGAGCGCGCGCUGGCGUACGAGCCGAUGAAGGCCGCGCUGAUCGAGCACUUCUCGGACAUCCCGGCUGGGGAGAGGCGAAAUUUCCGGGUGCUCGUCCCCGGCGCAGGGCUCGGUAGGCUCGCUUACGACGUCGCCAAACUCGGAUUCGCCUGCCAAGGCAACGAGUUCUCGCACUACAUGCUGCUUGCAUCCUUCUUCAUGCUGAACAAGACCGACGAGAUCCAUCAGCAUACCAUCUAUCCUUAUGUGCACUCGUUCUCAAAUUGUCCUGACAAGGCCGCGUCCUUGCGUCCUAUCCGGAUUCCGGACGUCCUCCCUUCCGACUUGCCACCAGAUUCUGGAUUCUCCUAUGUCGCUGGUGACUUCGAAGAGAUCUACGGUGCGACAGAGCUUGAUCCGUCUGAGCCGCAUCACGGACAGUGGGAUGCGGUCUUGACGUGCUUCUUUAUUGACACGGCCAAGAAUAUCGUCAACUAUUUGCGCAUAAUUCAUCGCAUACUCGCCCCGGGAGGCGUGUGGAUAAAUUUGGGACCUCUUCUGUGGCACUGGGAGAACAACAACACUAACGACCCCUCCGUCGAGCUCGACCUCGAAGAAGUCAAAACCCUCGCAAGAGCGAUCGGCUUCGACAUCUCGAACGAGCGCACGAUAGAUACGACGUACACCAACAACGCGCGCGCGAUGCUAGGCUACACGUACCACGCGGCCUUUUGGACGGCCACGAAGAGGAUAUAGGCCAGCCACGAAGAAAAUAUGGAUCGGCUACGAAGAAGUUAGAGGAGGGCCUACGAAGAAGGCAGAGGACGGCCUACGAGGAUGUGAGACGGCCACGACGGUCGCAGAGCAAGUCAGGACGCCGAUGAAGGGGGCAUAGGAUAUAGAAUU